This is a messenger RNA of Oreochromis niloticus (Nile tilapia), 1105 nucleotides long. RefSeq lists its product as uncharacterized. Lineage: Eukaryota; Metazoa; Chordata; Actinopteri; Cichliformes; Cichlidae. The record is from RefSeq and is a predicted model, not a curated record. Gene Ontology annotation, molecular function: protein dimerization activity. Bases 241 to 906 code for a protein of 221 amino acids. The transcript has 2 exons.
GGUUCCUUUUGGACGUCACCACAUCAAAAAAUCAACACAAGAUGUCAAAACGGCCAAAACUGUCAGGUGCCCAGGGAAGAAAAAAGAGAAAAGAAGAGGAGGAGAAACGAGAAAAAGACAGAGAUGCACUGUUGAAGUUUCUAAAUCCCACCCCUGGGCCAUCUAACACAUCUACCGCUGCUGCCUCCACUUCAGCAGCACAACCCACCAGUGAUGCAGCAUCAGUAGCACAACCCAGCCAUGAUGCAGCAGCAUCAAGCGGUCUUCCUGUUGCCUCCACCUCAGCAGCACAACCCACCAGUUUUGCAGCAGCAUCAAGCGGUGUUCCUGUUGCUUCCACCUCAGCAGCACAACCCAGCAGUGAUGCAGCAGCAUCAAGCGGUCUUCCUGUUGCCUCCACCUCAGCAGCACAACCCAGCAGUGAUGCAGCAGCAUCAAGCGGUCUUCCUGUUGCCUCCACCUUUUUCCAAUUUCCACAACUUACAAAAAGAAGAGCUGCUACAGCAGUGCCAAACACUGAGUACUACUCUGACCCAUGACAGCCAGCCGGACAUUAAUGGCACAGAACUUGCAAUGGAAAUGCAGAAUUUCCCACCAUUGCCAUCAAAGAACAUGACAAACAUGGAACUCUUGACCUUCCUGCAUGAGAAGAAGCUGGCAGAAAUUUACCCCAACAUGUGGGUUGCUCUGAGAAUCUUUGCCACUCUUCCUGUUACAGUGGCUGCUGCUGAAAGAAGCUUCUCUAAGCUCAAACUCAUUAAAACCUACCUGAGAUCUACUAUGAUGCAAGAACGUCUCAGUGGACUUUCCAUCAUAAGCAUAAAUCAUGUGGUCUCAAAUCAGUUGUCAUAUGAUGAUGUUGUAGAUGACUUUGCUGCAAGAAAGACUAGGAGAGUAAGGCUGUAGCAGGUGAUGUGAGGUUGAUGAGGGGGUGGUGUACAGUAAUUUGUAAGUCAUUCUAGUUAAUGCAGUAUUAAAAAGCACAACUAGAGAACUCUGUAGGAUCCCCUUUUUUGUAAUAUAGUUGUUAAAGUCAUACUGGUUUAUUUAAUAUCUUGUUUUGUGCAGUGCCUUAUUUAUAUUGUAUUUUUAAUUUAUUUUAUCC